AUGAGCUCAGUACAUCAUCAUUCAUCUGGAGGAGGAGGAAAUAAUGUUGUCGGCGUACACUACAAAGUCGGCAAGAAGAUUGGUGAGGGAAGCUUUGGCGUCAUCUUCGAGGGCACGAAUCUCUUGAACAAUCAAACCGUCGCCAUCAAAUUUGAACCGAGAAAGUCAGACGCACCCCAACUAAGGGAUGAAUACCGUUCCUACCGUAUACUCGCCAGCUGUGUCGGCAUUCCCCAGGUAUACUACUUCGGUCAGGAAGGUCUCCACAACAUCCUCGUCAUCGACUUGCUCGGUCCUAGCUUGGAGGAUCUCUUCGACAUGUGCGGCAGGAAGUUCAGCAUCAAGACCGUGUGUAUGACGGCGAAACAGAUGAUCUCUCGCGUGCAAACGAUCCACGACAAGAACCUCAUCUAUCGGGAUAUCAAGCCCGACAACUUCCUGAUCGGGCGUCCGGGAACCAAAGCCUCGAGCAUCAUCCACGUCGUCGACUUUGGGAUGGCCAAGCAGUACCGUGACCCUAAAACGAAGCAACAUAUCCCUUACCGGGAGAGGAAGAGCCUGAGCGGGACGGCCAGAUACAUGAGCAUUAAUACCCAUUUGGGAAGAGAACAAUCCCGGCGGGACGAUCUUGAAGCCCUCGGCCACGUGUUCAUGUACUUUCUUCGAGGAGGUCUGCCAUGGCAGGGUCUCAAAGCGGCGACGAACAAGCAGAAGUAUGAGAAGAUUGGAGAGAAGAAGCAGACCACGCCGAUUAAGGAACUCUCUGAGGGUUUCCCGGAAGAGUUUGGCAUAUACCUGAACUACGUGCGCAAGCUCGGGUUCGAAGAAAACCCAGACUACGACUUCCUCCGCGAGCUGUUCACCAAGGUGUUGAAGAACCUCGGUGAGCAGGAGGAUGGUGUGUACGAUUGGAUGCUAUUGAACGGCGGAAAGGGGUGGGAGGCGAGCGCGGUGAGUGUAUUGCUAUGCAUCUUCCGUGGUGGACAACGGCAUCCUUACGUGUAUGCCUAUUAA
This is a messenger RNA of Dacryopinax primogenitus, 1014 nucleotides long. Its product is annotated as casein kinase I. Gene Ontology annotation, molecular function: ATP binding; protein serine/threonine kinase activity. Bases 1 to 1014 code for a protein of 337 amino acids. The record is from RefSeq and is a predicted model, not a curated record. Gene Ontology annotation, biological process: signal transduction; peptidyl-serine phosphorylation; endocytosis. NCBI's taxonomy places the organism in Eukaryota, Fungi, Basidiomycota, Dacrymycetes, Dacrymycetales, Dacrymycetaceae. Gene Ontology annotation, cellular component: nucleus; cytoplasm. The transcript has 7 exons.